Messenger RNA from Cylindrotheca closterium, 1512 nucleotides. The record is from the annotation of a GenBank genome assembly. Lineage: Eukaryota; Bacillariophyta; Bacillariophyceae; Bacillariales; Bacillariaceae.
AUGAUGUAUCUAAACACUCCGACAGAAUCACCGAAUAGCAGUCCGUUUGAAUUUGAAAGAAUCAGGAAGGAAGUGGAUUCAAUCAUUGCACAAUGCAUGAACGAUACGACUCAUGAAGAAAGACAAAAGUCGUACUUGGAAGUCCAUGGAGUUACAAACGGCUUUGAUGAGACCCCAGCGGCAGUCCAAGACGCUCUGGAAGGAAUGAAGAUGGAAAUUCAAAAGAUCACCAAGAAUAGAGAUGCUUUAACGCUUGCUGAAUCAAUGGACGAAGAGUACGUAAACGAUCCUUCACUCCAUCUCAAAUUUCUUCGCGGUGAGAAGUUCAAUGUAAAAAAAGCAGCACAAAAGUUUGUUCGGCAUUUCGAAUUGAAGUUGGAAUUAUUCGGUAAAUCUAAGCUUGUAAAGGAUAUCGAACAAGAAGACCUGGGUGAAGAUGACAUGGAGGCUCUGCAUCUUGGCUACGUUCAGUGGUUGCCUCUUCGCGACAUCAGUGGACGAACUGUCACUGUUUACUUCACGGGCAAAACAGCAUCAAAAGCAACACUGCUGUCAAAACUAAAAGUCUUCUUCUAUUUGCGGAUGAUAGCAAUGGAAGAUGAGGUAUUUCAAAAGAAAGGAAUGGUUUUUAUAUCUCAGACUGGACUGGAAUCUGAAGUUAUGGAAGACGUGGAUCAACCAGCAGAAGAGUUUGGCGUGAAAGAAACCGCGAGAUUAUGCGAAGCCCUUCCUGAAUGCACUCAGAGCGUCCAUGUUUGCAUCCCAAACGUGUCGUCGAUCGGUGCAAUUGUUGCAUUUGGCGUGUAUCGGUUCGCGAUGGCGGCAUACAACAAACUAGUAGCCAUCAGAACUCGAAUCCAUAUAGGUUCUUCGCAGGAGGAGUGCUUCAGCAAGCUUCAAGCAUUUGGAAUUCCAGUUGCUGUUAUUCCCAAGUCACCGGCUGACAAUGAUUAUCACAUCAAUCUAAUGCAACGAAGAAAACGGUUGGAGCAUAAGCGUCGUCAACGAAAACGACGACAGGGCGAUGGCGGAAUUAGGUUCAGCAGUCAAAAUGAUCAGGAGUCAGAGCAGGUUGAGGAUUCAGAUGACGAAGGAUUUACAGUGUCCUUUGAUCCUCUAGAUGAAAGGUGUAAUUGGAUCUGUGCUGGCCCUGCACCGAGCGAUGUCAUCCUUGGUCGUGGCCGAAAGGCGAACAACCAUCCUGGAAACAUUCGAUUGCGGACCAUGGUGGAUGAUUUAAUUGGCGUGUACAAGAAUACUUCCAAAAGGGAAAAGACAGAAAUCGCUCAGAGAGUAGUUGUCAGCAUCCAAACCAACGGGAGAUUCCUGAAAGAGAACGAAAUGAUUGGAUGGGUGGAAGUACCCGAUAAAGUCGCUCGCAUCAAAGUCAGUCACGCCUUCCGAGAUAGCUACAGGGUGAAGAGAAAGCAAGGCGGUGAUAAUGGUCAGAGUAUGGUGGGUCAAAAGCAUCAGCUAGAAAUGCCCGCAGGGAAGCCCACCAGGGGUUCAUAA